Messenger RNA from Dendronephthya gigantea, 992 nucleotides. Its product is annotated as pituitary homeobox homolog Ptx1-like. Gene Ontology annotation, biological process: regulation of DNA-templated transcription. The transcript has 2 exons. Lineage: Eukaryota; Metazoa; Cnidaria; Anthozoa; Malacalcyonacea; Nephtheidae. The coding region runs from base 330 to 650 and encodes 106 amino acids. Gene Ontology annotation, molecular function: DNA-binding transcription factor activity, RNA polymerase II-specific; DNA binding. The record is from RefSeq and is a predicted model, not a curated record.
CUCCGCCUACAAGGCAACAUAUUACCUCACUCAGCGUGUCUUCCAACAACAUACAUAUUUUCGCUGUUUUCUCAGGGGAUUCAUUACUCCUUAUUAGCACAGAAUCUCACGGUGAAAUGAGAAUGUUUUGAAAGCAAGAACAAAGAAACAGUUCAUUCAAUAAUGACAAGAAAGUCGAAUUGCCACAACACUUGAAGCAGAAACGCGUGUUAACAGGAAAUCGCUCAACAACCUUUUCAACAUCAAACCACCUGUUUCACUGUUUUAUUGAACCUUGCCUUCAAUAAAAGCCAAACAGAAAGAAAGGAAAGAUAAAAAAUAGCAACAAAAUGAAUGGUAUGGAGCCAAACACAGCGACAUCGUCAAUAAUAUUAACCGAACAGACUGAACCACAGACUACAAUAUCUUAUCCGUUGGACAAACAUCGCAAAUCACUUCUUGACGUUAGGGAAAGCGAAAUAUUCCCACCGUAUUUUACACAAGCACAGCUUGGAAAACUUGAGGACAAAUUUUCUCACCGUAAAUGGCCGGAUGAAUUUACAAUACAAAUGAUUGCUCUCGAAUGUAAUAUGUUGGAACGACAUGUCGCGAACUGGUAUGAAGCAAGAAGGUUAAAAUGGAAACGAGACAUGAUCAAAGACUCGGAUUAAACGAUUGAUGUUGCAUCAUCCAAGAUUUCGGUGCCAGAGACAACACAUGCAUGCAUGCUGUUGGAGAUACAAUCACAAGUCGAUGAAUAAACCGCGGACAAUAAUGAAAUGAAAAAUUAUAAAUAACAACAUUCGAAGGUGAUCACCUCACUAUGAGGGGUAGAGGGCCACAUAAACUUUCGUGGUUUCUUAGACCUGGGUAUAGUAAAAUAUAAGAGCUGCAGGUCACUCUUUUAAUUAAGCUGGUGCUUAUUUAUAGCUUACCUAAAAAUCCUUAUGUAUAAAAUUGUAUAUUAAUACCAUAAAUAUAAUAUAGGAAUAUAAAAUUAUCUUAUCUGCAAA